UCUUGGACUUCACUUGGCGCUGGGCCCCGCUCCCCGGGGCUGCAGCAGCCGAGCGAGGAGCCGCCGCCGCCGCUGCCGCCCGGGACUCCAAACGCUGCGCGCGGAGCCAAGGCCUCGGCCCCCGCGGAGCUGGAGACCAGGCAGAGGCUGCUAAGCACCGUCAAGAAGGAGCAGCUUCUGUCCUCCAGGUGAAGCAGAUCAUGGAGGAGGCUGUCACAUGCAAGUUUGUCCACGAAGACAGCAGCCACAUCAUCUUCUGCACGGCCGUGGAGGCAUGCGUCCUACAUGGGCUGCAGCAACAGGCGGCUGGAUUUCUGUGCAGCAACGAGAUUGCGGGUCUCUUCAUGAAGGUGGGCAAGAGCUUCCCACCAGCUGAGGAGCUGAGCCACAAGGUCCAGGACUUGGAGCAGCUUAUUGAGAGCACGCAGAACCAAAUCCAGGGCCUCCAGGAGAAUGUGCAGAAGCUGCCGAAGCUACCUAACCUGUCUCCACUUGUCAUCAAGCACCUGUGGAUCCGCACAGCCUUGUUUGAGAAAGUCCUAGAUAAAAUUGUGCAUUACCUUGUGGAAAACAGCAGUAAAUACUAUGAGAAGGAGGCUCUCCUCAUGGACCCUGUGGAUGGCCCCAUCCUUGCAUCUUUGUUGGCCCUCAUAUGCUCCACCGUGGGGCCCUGUGCCCUGGAAUGCACCAAGAUGAAGACUGCAGAUCACUUCUGGACCGACCCCUCAGCUGAUGAGCUUGUCCAGAGGCACCGCAUCCAUAGCUCGCACCUGCGGCAGGACUCGCCCACCAAGCGGCCAGCCCUCUGCAUCCAGAAAAGGCAUUCAAGUGGCAGCAUGGACAACCAGCCGUCCCUCUCCACCCGUGACUAUGUGGAAUCUCUGCACCAGAACUCCCAUGCCACCCUGCUCUAUGGCAAGAACAAUGUUCUGGUUCAGCUGAGGGACAACAUGGAGGCUGUGCCGGGGUACCUGUCCCUGCACCAGACAGCUGACAUCAUAACCUUAAAGUGGACGCCCAACCAGCUGAUGAACGGGUCUGUGGGAGACCUGGACUACGAGAAGAGUGUCUACUGGGACUAUGCCAUGACCAUCUGCCUGGAGGAGAUUGUUUACCUCACUGCUACCAGCAAGGGCGGGCACCUCCUGCAGUUCCUGUCCUGCCUGGAGAAUGGGCUGCUUCCUCAUGGCCAGCUGGACCCACCACUCUGGUCCCAGCAAGGGAAGGGCAAGGUAUUUCCCAGACUACGCAAGCAAAGACCUCAGGGUUCCGCCGAGUCCGUGUCUUCAGACAAGGAAGAUGACAAGGCCAUGGAUUACAUGUUCAGGAUCAUCUACCCUGGCAUGCAGUCUGAAUUUGUCCCCCAGGACAUGAUGGAUGUCUCCGUGAGCAACCUGCCAUCCCUGUGGCAACCUGGACCCCGGAAAUCCUCCUGCUCAUCCUGCUCCCAGAGUGGCUCAGCUGAUGGUGGCUCAACCAGUGGCUGCAACCAUGAGAGGGCUCCCCUGAAGCUUCUCUGUGACAACAUGAAGUACCAGAUCCUCUCCAGAGCCUUCUAUGGAUGGCUUGCCUACCGCCGUCACCUGUCCACUGUGAGGACGCACCUGUCAGCUCUGGUCAAUCACAUGAUUGUGUCUCCAGACUCGCCCUGUGACACUGGCCAGGGGCUGACGGCUGGGAUCUGGGAGCAGUAGCUUCAGGACAGCACAAGUUAUGAGGAGCAGGAGCUGCUGCACCUCAUCUACUACGGGGGCAUCCAGCCGGAGAUCCACAAGGCUGUGUAGCCCUUCCUCCUGGGCCACUACCGGUUCGGGAUGACAGAAGCAGACAGGAAGGAGGUGGAUGAGCAGAUUCACGCCUGCUAUGCACAGACCAUGGCCGAGUGGCUGGGCUGUGAGGCAGUUGUGCGGCAGAGGGAGCGGGAGUCCCACACAGCUGCCCUGGCCAAGUGCUCAUCGGGGGCCAGCCUGGACAGCCACCUGCACCGGAUGAUGCACCGGGACUCCACCAUCAGCAAUGAGUCCUCCCAGAGCUGCAGUUCGGGCCACCAGAACAUCUGUCUGCAGAGUGACUCCAGCAACAGCACCCAGGUGUUUGAGUCUGUGGAUGAGGUAGAGCCAGUGGAGACAGAAGGCAGGUUGGAGGAGAGACAACCCACGAUUCCCAAUGGGAACCUAGUGAACGGUACUUGUUCCCCAGACUCCGGCCAUCCUUCCUCCCACAACUUCUCCUCGGGCCUCUCGGAGCACUCGGAGCCCAGCCUGAGCACGGAAGACAGUGUCAUGGAUGCCCAGUGGAACGCCCCGCCAGCGCUGCGACCCAGGGACAGCAGCGUGGACGAUGGGCAGAGUAGCGAGGCCACCACUUCCCGGGACGAGGCUCCCUGUGAGGAGCUGGCUGUGCAGGAUAGCCUGGAGAGCGAUCUUGCCAACGAGAGCAUGGAUGAGUUCAUGUCCAUCCCUGGCAGCGUGGACGUGGCCCUGCCCGAAAAAGAGGCUGCUGCAGUAGAGGGCUGGGGGGCCAGUGAGGCGGAGCAAUGCAGCCAGGUGGACAGUGAGGACAACCUCUUGGAGGAGUCCGAGAUGGAAAGUCUCUUCCCUGCCCUGGCUUCUCUUGCUGUGACCACGUCGGCCAGCAGUGAGACCUCCCCUGUGUCUUCCAGCGGUGUCACCUAUUCCCCGGAGCUGCUGGACCUCUACACGGUCAACCUGCACUGCAUUGAGAAGGACAUGCAGAGGUGUGACUGCAACUACCGGUACUUCACGCCCGCCAACCUGGAGAAGCUGUGCAACAUCAUGUGCAGCUACGUCUGGCAGCGCACUGAGAUCGGAUACGUUCAAGGCAUGUGUGACCUCCUGGCCCCACUGUUGGUCAUCCUGGAUAACGAGGCCCUUACCUUCAGCUGCUUCAUGGAGCUCAUGAAGAGAAUGAACCAGAACUUUCCCCACAGAGGUGCCAUGGACACGCACUUUGCCAACAUGAGGUCGCUGAUCCAGCAGCUCUAGAGGACCCACUGGAGGAGAUUACUUCUGACGAGGCACAUAAAGAGAAACCAUCUAAAACCAAGGUGGCAGCAAGAAUAGGAAAAGGUGCUGGUUUCUCCUUGGGUGGUGUGGAUUAGCAUGAACUUGAGCUGGGAGUUGUCAAUGGCUCCCCAGGAGCAGCUGAUGGUGGGACUUCCAGGAAACCAAGAAGAGGAGGAGACCCCACCUAUUGACAAGG
Molecule: messenger RNA, 3222 nt
Organism: Choloepus didactylus (southern two-toed sloth)
Lineage: Eukaryota; Metazoa; Chordata; Mammalia; Pilosa; Megalonychidae
Product: small G protein signaling modulator 1-like
Biological process (GO): activation of GTPase activity
Molecular function (GO): GTPase activator activity
Source: RefSeq, a predicted model, not a curated record